Messenger RNA from Acinonyx jubatus (cheetah), 3634 nucleotides. It is a transcript of the gene RGS11, whose product is annotated as regulator of G protein signaling 11. The transcript has 15 exons. The coding region runs from base 82 to 1548 and encodes 488 amino acids. Lineage: Eukaryota; Metazoa; Chordata; Mammalia; Carnivora; Felidae. The record is from RefSeq and is a predicted model, not a curated record. Gene Ontology annotation, biological process: regulation of G protein-coupled receptor signaling pathway; intracellular signal transduction; G protein-coupled receptor signaling pathway.
AGGGGUGGGGCGUGCGGACCGCGGGGCGGGGGGAGGGGGGGCGGCUCCCGCCCCCACCAGCCAUCUGGCCUUCCCGCCGCCAUGGCCGGCGUUCGCGCGGGUGCGCAGAUGCCGCAUCUGAGCAAGAUGGAGCGGGUGGUCGUGAGUAUGCAGGACCCCGACCAGGGCGUGAAGAUGCGGAGCCAGCGCCUGCUCAUCACCGUCAUUCCGCACAUGGUGGCUGGCAGCGACCUCGUGGAGUGGUUGAUCCAGAAGUACUGCAUCUCAGAGGAGGAGGCCCUGCACCUGGGCACUCUCCUGGUGCAGCACGGCUACCUGUACCCGCUGCGAGACCCCCGCUGUCUUGUGCUCCGGCCAGACGACACACCCUACAGAUUUCAGACGCCCUAUUUCUGGACAAGCACGCUGUGGCCAGCUACUGAGCUGGACUAUGCCAUCUACCUGGCGAAGAAGAACAUCCGAAAGCAGGGGGCCCUGGUCGGCCACGAGAAGGUGGGACGCUCCCCUAGGCUGAGGCCAGCCAGAGGAACCCAAGCCCUGCUCUUGACCCCGGGGCCUCAGUUUGCCCUGGAGCACACACACAGCCCAGGCCCCGGGAUGGUGCAGACACAAACACGGGAUCCCUAUAUGUCUCAGUGGGGAUGUGGGUGGUCCCUAACCCAGAGCUGGACAGGAGAGGGGUUGCCCAGGGUAGACCUCAACACCCUCCAGGAACACUAUGGCCAGCUGCACAGGAAGAUCAACCACGCAUGGGACCUGGUGGUGAUGCAAGCGAGAGAGCAGCUUCGGGCAGCUAAGCAGCGCAGGAAGGGGGACAGGCUGGUCAUGGCGUGCCAGGAGCAGACGUACUGGCUGGUGAAUAGGCCUCCGCCAGGGGUCCCCAGCGUCCUGGAGCAGGGUCCAGAGCGCAGUUCCUGCACUGCCGGGCAAGCGCAGAUGUCCCCACAGGGCCUGCCUUCUAAUUGCAGCCCGCCCGGCCCUUUCCAGAACAAGAAUAUAGAUUUCUACAAGCGAGAGAUGGAGCUGUGCAGAAAAGCCCUGGGCAGGGCCCGGGUGAAGUCCUCUGUCUGCCUUGAGGCGUACCUGAAGUUCAGCAGCCAACGUGAGCUGCAUGAUCCCAUCAUGUCAGGGUGCCUGCCUGGCAACCCCUGGGUCACAGAUGAUGACACCUACUGGACCAUGAACGCACCCAGCGUGGCUGUGCCCACGAAGCUCCGCGUGGAGCGAUGGGGCUUCAGCUUCCAGGAGCUCUUGGAAGACCCUGUGGGACGGGCGCAUUUCAUGGCCUUUCUCGGGACAGAGUUCAGCGCUGAGAACCUGAGCUUCUGGGAGGCAUGCGAGGAGCUGCGCCACGGAGGGCAGGCCCAGGUCCGCGUCAUGGUGGACGCCGUGUACCAGCAGUUCCUGGCCCCUGGCGCUGCCCGGUGGGUCAACAUCGACAGCCGGACGAUGGAGCGGACCCUGGAGGGUCUGCACCAGCCCCACCGCUAUGUGCUGGAUGACGCCCAGCUGCACAUCUACAUGCUGAUGAAGAAGCCCCCUCUUUGACUUAUAAGGGCCUGUGGUGACACUGAGCCCACCUGGACAAUUGAGGACAUCUCCCCACCUCAAGAUCGUUGACUUAACUCACAUGUGCAAAAUCCCUUUGCCUUAUAAGAGACACCAUCACAGUUCCAGAGGUUAGGGUAUGGACAUCUCUGGCAUCUUCCCCUCUGAAUGCCACAACCAAAAACUUACCUGUUUAUUCAAUUUGCUUGAAUUUGGGUCCAAACGAAGUCCAUAUGUCAGAAUGGGUUAAUAAAUCUCUUAAACCCCCUUUUAUUUAUUUAUUUUUAUUGUUUAAGUUUUUUUAUCUUGAGAGUGCGUGAACAGGGGAGAAGCAGAGAGAGAGAGAGAGAGAAUCCCAAGCAAUCUCCACACUCAGUGCAGAGACCACCUCGGGGCUUGAACCCCGCGAGAUCGUGACCUGAGACAAAAUCAAGAGUCGGAUGCUCAACUGACUGAGCCACCCAGGUGCCCCUUAAACCUCUUUUUAAAGCAGAGGCUUCUUCUCUACCUUUUCUUCUUUUUUUGUUUUGUUUUAAAGAAACUGGAGGUCCUUUGUCCUGUGAUUUCCCACAGUCUGGGUUUUACUAAUGGCGCCCUCGUGGUGUCCUUGUGUGUUUCUGCAGAUUGGUAGUUACGUUUAAGACUUGAUCGGAUUCAUCUUCAGUUUUUUCGUGUAUUUGGUUUUGCCAAGGGUCUUUACUUCAGAGAUGGUGUUCGGUGUGUUCUCCCAUCGGGAGGUACGUGGGGCCCGGGCGCCUCUCCUUUUGUGAUGGGAGCAGCCUGUGGCUUCGGUGCAGGCAAGGAGCUGGCCCGUCCCUGCCUCUGUUUAAGAGGGGGGACACUGCUCUGAGACACCUCUUCUCGCCUGCUCUUUGUGGCACAGUCGUUCAGGGAAGGCAGGAUCAGUGCUUGACCCCUUCUUUUAGUCACCAGUUUUCACAAUAAUGCAUCGUACCCACGGUGUCUGCCAAGGGUGGUAAGUCUGAGAUAGUUUUAACCCCGAUGUAAAUCCACACUCUCACCAGAUGACGGGUUUCGUUCCGCUCUGGUUCUUACCCUUAAUUCCCGUGCAGAGGUCCAGCCUGCCAGCUGUUGGCUCCUGGGGCAUUUGAUGUGUUCUGAAAUCCGUGCUGGCUUUCUUGCCUUCUGGUGUGGUGGCUUGUCCCCGGCUCCGCCUGUGCCAGAACUGGAGUCAGCCGUUUCCAUGGGAAGCCCUGGCUCUUUUUCAAGGGUGUUUAGAAACCUUGAUGCGCACGCUGAUGUGUCCACUGUAACCUGAACUGUUUCGGGCCCUUUCAGUGAACAGAAGUAGGAGUAUCAGUGUUUUAAACAGGAUACAUCAGGAGCUCGUACUGAUGCUUCCUUUUUUUAUUAUUAAUUUUUAGUUUAUUUGGGGGAGAGAGACGCAGUACUAGUGGGGGAGGGGCAGGGAGAGCGAGAGAGGGAGACACAGAAUCUGAAGCAGGCUCCAGGCUCUGAGCUGUCAGCACAGCAUCUGAUAUGGGGCUCAAACUUACGAACUGUGAGAUCAUGACCUGAGCCUGAGUCGGACACUUAACCAACUGAGCCAUCCAGGCACCUCUACUUUUUUUUUUUUUAAAGGUACAUUUAUUUAUUUUUGACAGAGAGAGCACGUGCCUGUGUGCGUGUGGGGGGAGGGGCAGAGAGACUCCCAAGCAGGCUCCAUGCUGUUAGCAUGGAGCCUGACUUGGGCUCGAACUCCCGAACCAUGAGAUCAUGACCUGAACAGAGAUCAAGAGUUAGAUACCCCGCCUACUGAUCCGCCCAGGUGCCUCGUGACACUGCUAAUUCAGGUUCAGGAUUAGAGAAUUUCCUUAACGUUGUUGACUUCCAUCUCUUUCCUCACUAACCCACUGAAAAUCUUGGUUCUCGACGAUGCUAACAUAAUGACUCACUUGCUUUUUUCUCACAUUUCACUCAGGAGUCUCAACAACACAGCAUUACCAUUUACCAUACAGUCACUGAAAAUGGUUUACUUUUUCCUCGGCUUGGUCCUCUGCACAUACCCUCCUGCAGACGCCCCCUCCAGCAGCUAUAUUCCGUGUGGCCAGGGUGGUGUCACCGA